Acytostelium subglobosum LB1 is the source of this 1266-nucleotide messenger RNA. RefSeq lists its product as hypothetical. NCBI's taxonomy places the organism in Eukaryota, Evosea, Eumycetozoa, Acytosteliales, Acytosteliaceae. The transcript has 6 exons. The record is from RefSeq and is a predicted model, not a curated record. Gene Ontology annotation, molecular function: hydrolase activity. Bases 1 to 1266 code for a protein of 421 amino acids.
AUGGAUCCUCAACUAUAUAGGAGUAAAGAGAUUCAAGAUAUGAUUGAAGAGGAGGACGAUCACCAUGGACGACCAGUAACACAGGAGAAGAUAACUCAUAGUGGACUAUUUGGUCGUUAUGGAUGUGAUACCAAUCUUGAACUAUUCAACUCAACCUUGCAGGCAAUGGCUAGUAUCAACCCGACACCAAACUUCAUUAUAUAUACAGGAGAUAGCGUUGGACACUCUAUGCCAAUGGAUCAAUGGAUUCAAUCUCAUACGAUCUUUGCCAAGAUGGUACAAUCAUUGUUGCCAAACAUACCAUUCAUUCCAUCGAUUGGAAACAAUGAUGUCUUCCCAGACUACAAUGUCACGUGCAGUGAUAGUAAGCUUCAAUUCUUGUCACAGGUGUGGAGUCCUUGGAUACCUCAGGACCAAGUGUCCAGCUUCCUUCAGAUGGGAGCAAUGGCCGUCACACCAAUUGAUGGUCUCACAGUAAUAACCAUCAACACCAUACUAUACUCUGUAAAUCAAGAUCGAGAUCCACUCACUGACACUGAUCCCUGUGGACAGUUUGCAUGGCUUGAAGAUCAGCUGGACAUUGCCCAAUCCAUCAACAACUCUGUCUACAUCAUCGGACACAUCUACCCUGGCCUGGAUCCAUUCUAUCAGCUCGAGCAAUGGUACGAGCCGUAUAUCCUUACAUUCUAUCAAACUCUUUCCAAUUACAACUCAAUCAUCAAGGCGGGAUUCUUUGGACAUAUUCAUAGAGAUCAGAUUAGAGCACCAGCUUAUGAUCAACCUGCUACCAACCCCCAGCCACCAAGCACGGUCAAUCCAUAUAUGCCCAUAUUUGUCGGAUCGGCAAUAUCACCAGUCUACGAUAACAAUCCAUCAUUCAAAGUAUUCUCUGCUGAUGACUAUCUGAACAUCCAAACGUUUGACACCUACUACACAGACAUCUACUUCUCCAACCUACUUAAUCAUACCAAUUGGACAUUGGAAUACAACUUCAACAAUGUCUAUGACGUGCAGUCUACAAUCAUUGAUGGACAGGUACUUAACGAGUUGGCGCAAUACUUCAACCUCAAUCGCUUUGGCUUCGCAGUGUAUGAUUACUUUAGCACAUCGAGUUAUGACGCCGAUGCAGUUAGCAAUAUCUGUUUGGUUGGUAAUCCAACGCAGAGUACAUAUUUGGAAUGUCUCGACGCAUUCGAUGACGUAGACCUACUCAUGACCAAGUUACGCAUGGCACGACGAAUGCCAAAGUCUUCAAUUAAUCGAUAG